AGAGUUUGAUGCGACAUUAGAAUUCACGAUUUCUCUUUCGCGUUGAUCACUGAAUCAAAAGUAUUAAUAAGAGCGUAGCUCAUUUGCUACAGAUUAAUGCCUGCAUCGUUUCAGUCUUGCUGCAAAAUCUUUGGAAGCCAACUGCUAAUAAGGAUUGCGGAUUGACGGAAUAAUUCCCUCAUCUCCACUCUUUUGCUCAUAACUCAACAAAAUGGAAAGGAUUCUGGUGGAAGCUGCUCAUCUGCACUUGAUGAGUGCGCCAUCGGAUGAAGCCGACGCUCUUGGGACAUGGGCGAAAUCUUUACGUUCCAGCAUAACCGGGCUGCCGUCCCCACAUCCUGCGAAGGACGCUUUAUCGACACCGUCACCUGACCGACGCGCAUCGUAUGUGCCUUUACCCCCAACACCUGACCGGCGUUAUGACAUGUCACACGAAAGCCGCGGUGUCGCCCUAAUAAUCAACAACAAAGCAUUCAACGAGGAGCUCGAUCUCGGUUACCGUGCUGGAAGCGAUGUGGACGCCAAGACGCUGGCAGACCUCUUCAAAACCCUAAAAUUCAAAGAGGAGAACAUCCACAGUUACGAUGACCUUUCCACUGCCCACAUGCUGGCGGCGAUGCGUCAUUUUGCCGAACAGAACUACGAUAACAUGGAUUGUUUUGUGUGCGCCAUUCUGACUCAUGGCAAAGAGGGUGUGGUGUUUGGUAAAGAGGGUGUCAUCACACUGGAAGCGUUAAUGGAACCGUUCAAAAACAGUCGCAACCAGAGUCUUGUGGGAAAGCCGAAGAUCUUCUUGGUGCAAGCGUGCCGGGGAUCGCGAUUCGAUGGGGGAGUGGAAGCCAUGGAGAGUCGGAUGGAAGCCGAUGCACCGGUGAAGGUGGCGCUGGAGGCGGAUUUCCUGUACGCCUUUUCCAGCUCACCGGGAUACUUUUCAUGGAGGAAUUCAGCGCGCGGUUCCUGGUUUGUACAGGCACUGGGAAAGGUCAUCAAGGAGAAUGUGGAGCGACUACACGAGAUCGAUCUGCUGAGAAUCUUGACGAGGGUCAAUUAUGAAGUAGCCUAUGGGUUUGAAUCCAAUGUGCCGGGUGAUGCACUGAAGCACCGCAAGAAACAAAUGCCCAGCGUGGUGUCGAUGCUGACAAAAGAGCUGUAUUUUGCUUAAUUGCAAAAACACGGUACUCCACAUGCUUUAUAAUCGCUCAGAUUGAUAAUUUGCUUUACUCUAGUCUCAUGGUUUUCUUAGGUUUCUCCUAAUCAAAGUUGUAUGUGCACUUUCUGCCUUUAAUCCUUUUCCAGCAUGUCAAAGCAAAUUUUUUAUCCAACGUUGAGGAUUGGUAAGUCCACCGUUGUGAUUCAAACGACCGCACCACUAACAAAGCUGCUUGUUAUUAUUAGUAUAAUUAGUUUUGUAUCGUCCAUGACUGAAAAAGACCUGUCGAGCAAACAGCGCAAUCUGAACUCGCAGCUGCGCAACCAGAAGCCUGUUUUCGCAACCUGGAACGUUAAAAUAAAUCGGU
Paramacrobiotus metropolitanus is the source of this 1517-nucleotide messenger RNA. Its product is annotated as caspase-3-like. The record is from RefSeq and is a predicted model, not a curated record. The transcript has 2 exons. Gene Ontology annotation, cellular component: cytoplasm. Gene Ontology annotation, biological process: proteolysis; apoptotic process. Lineage: Eukaryota; Metazoa; Tardigrada; Eutardigrada; Parachela; Macrobiotidae. The coding region runs from base 212 to 1162 and encodes 316 amino acids.